Messenger RNA from Clonostachys solani, 1161 nucleotides. Lineage: Eukaryota; Fungi; Ascomycota; Sordariomycetes; Hypocreales; Bionectriaceae. The record is from the annotation of a GenBank genome assembly.
AUGUCCACGGCAAUAUGGGACCCCGCAAACCUGCUCCAGAUCAGCUACGAGACUCACCUCCCCAAUGCGCCCAUCUUCUGCGUCGGUGAAUCAAAGAGUAAACUGGACAAGCCCCGCUGUAGAUACACGAUCCCCGAGCCGGACUACUCCAGGAUCCGCACCACUCUCCUCCAUCUAGCCUCAAAGGAUCCUGGAGACGUGGAGCGCGAAGCCCUGCACACGCUCGCUUUCCUCUGCCUGUGCGAUGGCUACCACAAACCCCAAGCAAAAGACGUGACAGACCGCUGGGUCAGCAUCGUCGGGAGGGCGGCCGCGCAACAACAGCGCAAGGGCCAUUCACGAGGCUCCUCGAGCACUUCCAUGUCUGACUGGUGGGACCCCUCGGCUGAGCUGCUUCCAAGACCCAGCAAUUCUCAGCAGGGGCGCGGUCAGAUGGCGGGGCCGACCAAGAAGUUGGAAGAGGAGUUGGCCGCGGCCACGGCGGAGCUCAAUGAGUCCAAGUUGAAGGCAGACCAGGAGAUUGAAUCGCUGCGAGUGGAAUUGGGUUCAUUACAGAACUUGCUGGCGAAAGCAAAGGAGAGAGAGUUGGAGUCAAGUACUGGAGCAUCCACCAUAAAAGGGGAAAGAGACAAACUCGUGGAAGAAAUGCAGAAGCUACGCAAUGAGCUACUGGAAGCGAACGAGGAGGGGCAGCGGAUGGAGACCGACAGAUCCCAUCUGAAGGAGGAGAACAUUGCGUUCAGCGAAGAGCUCAAUCUAUUGCGCGGAGACUUGGUCGUUGCAACUGAGCGGACGCAGCAUCUAGAGACUGAGUGUUCUCGCAUCAAUGAGGAAAUGAGCGCUGUGAGAACAGAAGCGACUGAGCUUGGCAAGAAGAACUCGGCGAUACUCAAUGCCAUUAGGGCGAUGGAGGCCGAAAGGGACGCCGCGAGGGAUGACCAUCGGAAGGUCGCAAUUGAGCUUGCAGAACAAAACCGCUCUUACAUGGCGCUGCAGCACGAAUUCCAGAGUUUACAGCUGGUCAAAGCCAGUCAUCAGCAGAGCAAUGCGGUAAGCUGGCAUCGCCGCUUAUUGGCUUGGGUUUCCAAGUUUCGCAUGCACGCAGUCCUCAUACUCUCCCUUUCAAUUGUCGAGCUCGGUCGUCGGGAGAUGGCUAGAUGA